AAUGUGUGGGAUUCGAACCCACUAACCACAAGACCUACAGGCCAGUCAUCAUACGUAUGAUAGAUACGCCGAAACUCGCUUCAGCUACGCGCCGCCACGAGCCAGCCUUUUUUUUGGUUCGGCGGGGGAAUGGACACCCAACUCCUCGGGGGAGAAAGCGGGUAGUGUCAGACCGACAUUGACUAAACCUGAACCGCUCUACAGGCGCCCUGCAUUUUGACGGUUCACGGCAAUGCAUAGCAAUUCAACACGCAAAACAUGAGCCUGCGUUGCAUUCAGGCGCCUAUUAUUGAAUAUUGAUUACCAUACUCGGCAGUGUACUUUGAUUCACUUAUUACACAGUCAUAAUAUCAUUAUCAAAUGACUGUUGCAUCAAGACUAAUAAGCACAACCCCAGCAUAAGACAAGUGAUAGCGGACGCUCGUAUUUCUGAAGAAACAAUAUCGAUACAAACUCGAUAGAAACAAAAUCGAAAGAAACAAAAUCGAUAGAAUGAAUUUAAUUGAUGGAAGCAUAUUUUUUUUCUAAAAAUAAAAAAUACAUAAAUAGGAUACGUGCUUAAUUAAACACCAAAAUAUUCGGGUGAGAGCUAAACUAGUUAUUUUAUAACCUGCGUACAGUGCCGGAUUACGCCAGCGUUCCGUGACUUGCCUGUAGCAAUUUUGGCCAACGGGGCCCUUGCCUCUAGGUUCUAAAAUUUUCCUUAGUCCGUUGGUUUUGCUGCUACCAACAUGUUUACAAUGCAGGGUAAGUACCAGAAACUUGUGCUGCAACUUUCUAUUACUGUCAGACAGGCCCAUCUAUUCGUGAAGCUUAUAGCAUUUGCUAAUCAUGGAACGUGGCUACAUGUACCAUGUAUGGCUCAUAUGGCUAGCUUUAUUUUGUGAUAAUUGAAAUUUACAAAAAUCUGAAUUGUCUCGUAGCCCAAAAAAGUAAACAACCGAUAAUCUGUAUAGUCUGUGGAUUCACCAGCCGUGUGUGACAGUUGUAGACAGUAUCAGCGCCGGGCGCCCAAAACAAAGAUUUUCAACUUCUAAAAUGUCAACCACACUCAGUCAAUUCAGGUGUCACUGUUUGCCCGUUAAAACUUUGUUUUGUUAAUAGUUUUAACUUGAAGAUUGUUGUUUAUUUGAUUCCUAAGCCGAAGACAAUGCAUAAUUAGUUUGUGUAGUAACAUAAGGUUCAUUUAAUAAACGCUAUAAAAAUGACUAAAUGGAAGCUUAUUCGUCUAACGUUUGGAUCUGAAGAAUUCACGCUCUCAGACGGAGAUAGAGUAACCGUUGGUCGAGGCAAUAACAAUAUCAUAAGUCUAUCAAGCGCUGUAAUAUCUCGUAAUCAUUGUGUUAUAAACGUACUAAAUAACAAAGCUUUCAUCACUGACUUGCAGAGUUCAAACGGAGUAUAUGUUGGCACCACCAAAAUCCCUCCAAAUACUCCAUUUAGCAUAGAAGACUCUGAUGUUAUUGGUCUGGGCUGGACCACAGGAGCUCCUCUUGUAAAUAUUAAUGACAGUGAAAAGUAUGUUUUCAAGUUAAUUGAAGAAAAAAAUAAGUUAUCCAUAACAAGUAAAAUAAGAUAUCAAAGUGAAAAUGAAUUGGAUGAUAUUGAAUCUCAAAUUGCUAAAUUAGAUGGUUCAUUAAUUGAUCCCAAGAGUACAGUAGAACAAGAGAAUUCAAAAUCUCCUGUACUUAGUUACAAGGGUCCUCUUAAACGGAAGAUAGACAUAAAUAGCAAUAAAAAUGUCAAAAAAGAAGGGUCCCAUGACAACAAUAAUGGUGUCAUUUAUGUAUCAGACAGUGAUUGUGAAACUCAAAUUAAACAAACUUAUGAGGGCACCAAAAAACAAAAGCUUGAGGCUGUAUGUGAAGAACCGCAGAAACAAUUGCUUAAAGAAAAUGACAUCAAAAAUGAAAAUGAUUUAGAACUUGAAGCAUUUAAUGUAAAACAAGAAUAUUUAGGAUAUGAUGAACCAAUACAAAUUGAUAGUGAAAGUGACAGUGAGUCUGAACAAUGGUUAUUGAGAUUGUCACAAAGUUCCCCGGGAAAACCUUUUAUCAAAAUGGCUAAAAGCCCCAAGUCAAAACCCGAAGUCAAACAAGAUGAUAGUUCAUAUAGCCAAUUGGAUGAUUUUGUAUGUAUGAAUAAUUUAAUCUUUGAGGAUGAUGGAGAACUUUAUGAGGAUGAUAUCAUUUCUGUUCCCCAAUUAAGUGAACAUAAAAGUAAUGAGAUUCUUGAUAAAGAAACAGCUGAAAUACUGCAAGAAGUAACAAAUGUAAAUAAUGAAAAUGAACUUGAAGAAUUUUCGGAUGACAUCAUUUCUAUUGCUGAUCCUAUGUUAUUAUAUAAAACAGACCAAUGUAACAAAGGACCAUCAGUAGAUGAAGCUGAUGGAUUCACUAAUAAAGUUCCAAAAGAAAUGCACAGUAUAAAUAAGUCAGCUGCCAAUGAUACUAUCAAAAGGACACAGUUAAUAAAACCUAGGGCUCAUUCAACUAAAGGUAGAAAUCACUCAGUUUCAGAUGUUAAGUCAAAGGGCUCCUCAUCUAAACAGAGUAGAGUAGAAAAAUCGUAUCAAAAGCAUGAUUCUCAUUCUCUCAAAGAAGAACGCAAAAAGAAACUCAAAGAAAUAGCAUGUAAAGAUAAAGAAUCUGAAGAAAAGACUAAUGGCGAUUCUUUAGGGAGUAGUAAACCAGUAACUAAUGUCAAAGUUACCACAUCUAACCGCGGCGCCUUUUUAACAGAAAUUGCACAAGCGGUAGGUAAACCUGUUAGAACAAAAGAUACCGAUAAGAAUUCGUCAAUCUCGAAAGAAAAUAAAAAGCAAGAAACUGUUCAUAAUCUUGAAAGCAAGGACAAUGAAACUAUAAAUACAAAAGAAAAAAGUAAAGGUUCUAAGCAAAGAGACCACAAGACAGAAAGCAAGACUGAUAUUAUGACAUCGAAAAAUACUUCUGCGCAUAGAGAAAAAAGGGUAUCCCUUAAAAGUCGGAAGCCAUUAGAAAAUUAUGAGAAAUCAUCAAAGCCCAUUUCUAAAGUUGAACCAAUGCAAGUGGAGAAACGAAAGAAGAGUGUUCGAUUCUCUGAAAUGGCACCACAAGUGUUAGUUUAUCAAAUUGAACCUGGCAACAGAUUAAAAAAAACAAGCUUAGCUAAAACACUAGUGGAUGUUCGACAAGCACCUAUAUUUUCUUUGGAGAAAAUAACUCUUAUGAAAAUCCUGCGUUGGAAUCCACAGUGGUUAGAGGAACAAGUACACAAUAAUGAUCCACCUCCAAUUUUGGGUCACAAUAAUACACCUCUGGCCAUCUUCCACUCGUUUGUAAAUCAUAGUCAAUAUGUGCAAUUAAUUGGGGAUUUGCUUCUUAUGGAAAUAUGGGAGUGUUUAACUAUAGCGUAUACGAAAGCACAUAAUCAAAAUAAUAGCAUACAUAUGACAGUAGAAUCUCCUCCACCCAUACCAUCCCAAGAAAGAUACUUUGAUCUAUUUAAUAUUAGCGUGAGCGUUUCUGUCCCAUCGUCGUCUACAAAAAAUGUUCCAAGAGUGGGAGAAAUUUUUCUCAUUGCUUUUGGCCCAGAAAACGCAAAAACUAGUCGGUUCUUUUUUGUGCACAAUGUCAGAUGCCUUCCAUCACCUACUGGUAACAGACACGCAUUCUACAGUGUGUCGCUGCAAGCUACUUUUACCGAAAAGAUGAUGUUAUUGAGACCAGGAGAAGUGAUGAAAGCCUUGAAUCUAGCUUACAUUAACAAAGAACUGAUGUUAUUCGAGGCAAUGGCUUAUCUGGCUGAGUCACCUCUCAGUGAGGCCAUACUUAAACCGGAACCGCACCAUUUUAUAACUGUUCAACAAAAUCAUUUACUCAAUUUUCAAUCACAGUGGACAAUGGCUCUGAACCCUAGUCAGCUGAUUGCAGUAAGUUCGUCUGUGUGCGCUGCCUUGAGUGAUAGGCCUUCCAUACAAAUGGUUCAGGGGCCACCUGGCACCGGAAAGUCCAGUGUAAUAUGCGCCAUCGUCAUGUCUUACUUUUACAAUGCGCAAGGCAAAAAACAACAAAACAGAGGGAAAAUACUCAUUUGUGCUACUAGUAACGCCGCUGUAGAUGGACUCGUCAUUAGAUUGUUGAACAUGAGGCAGAGCUUACCAAAACAGGAAAGGUUCCGAAUGGUGCGCGUGGGCCGCGCAGAGGCGAUGCACCCUAAAGCUUGCGACAUUAGCUCUCAGCAGCUGGCCACGCGAGAACUGGCCAGGAUACAUGCUGAGCAGCCCGCAGCACCCGCUGGACUCGAAGAAGAGAUUCAACAUAUAGAAGCUAAAAUAAACAUGUGGAAGACGGCAGCCCAAGACGCUAAGGACCCCGCCCGUGUAAGCUACUGUCAGAAACGCGUCUCUGAGCUCCUGAACCGGAUGUCACUGCUACGAUCAGGUUCCGGACGAAGUGGCAGCGAGAUCAGACCAGAACAAUUAAUUCAUGCCGAAAAACGCAUUAUAGAGGGCGCUGAUAUCGUUGUCACAACUCUAUCAAGUGCACAAAACCACAAAAUGAGGGGAUUGAAGCGUCGAAUAGCCUUAUGUCUUAUAGACGAGGCUGGGCAGGUAAUCGAACCGGAGACCCUUAUACCACUCACUCUUGAUGUGACCCGGUUAACGCUUAUUGGUGACCCACAGCAAUUACCUGGCUACAUCUGUUCUCAGCGAGCAAAAAAGCAUGGACUCAGCGAAAGUCUGUUUUCUCGCCUAACGUCUUGCACGGAGCAUUGGCCGUCUGGUGGCCCAGUAGUAUUACUCAACCAACAGUACCGCAUGCAACCCGACAUUGCGGAUUAUCCUAGCAGAGCCUUCUAUGGCGGGAAAAUAAACACUGUUGCUCCGCGGAGACCGGAUCUGCCGAUACCUACGUACAACAUUAUUAGCAUACCAAGCGGUGAUAAAGGGCAAGGUUCAUCUGGGGCUAACGAGAUGGAAGCAUGGGGCGUGACUAGGCUGGUGAUAGCUCUGGCAAAUAUAGUGCGGCCACUGAAUCUAACUCUAGCGGUUAUAACGCCAUACAACGCUCACAAAGAGCUUAUUAGGAAAAAUUUAAAAACAUUACUACCGGGCGACCACCAGGCGGAGGUGAACACUGUGGACAGCUUCCAAGGCCAAGAGCGUGACGUGGUGGUGGUGUCGCUGGCGCGCAGUCACGGCGUCGGCUUCCUCACUGACGCCGGCCGCAUGAACGUCAUGCUGACCCGAGCUAAACAUGCGUUAUUUAUCUGCCUUAAUCCAAAUGCCAUGAUGAAAAAUUGCCUAUGGAGAACUCUCAUAGAAGAUGCUCAAAAAAGAAACAUGUACAAGACACUGCCUAGCAAAAUGUGUCAGCCUAUUACUUCGGCACAAAUAGCGAGUGACGAAAUUCUGAAACAUAUAACAAAUCAAAAAACAAAUUACCACCCUCAUCGUUAGACUAACUAGUAUAUAAGUACUAUGCAUACUAUGACUGAAUUGUAUGAGCUUGGACAAAUUAACUCUAUUAAGGAAGAAAGUUGAAAUACCCACAGAAUACGUUUUCAUUCUAUGGUCAGCAUAGACCUCAUGCUGCAUGGAUUCAUUUCUUUUAAAAUUAUCAUAAAAUGAAGAUUGGUAAUCUGUUACUGCCAAAUACUGAUGCUAUUCUCUGAUUAAUCUUAUUAUAUUAUAGUAGUUAGUUUUUCAACACAUUACUAGUAUACUCUAUUCAUAUAUUCUACCUAGUUGACGAGUCGUCUACCUGUAUACGAUACCGGCACGGAUCUUGAGCGAGGACCUUCAACGUCGCAGUUUUUUUGGGUCCCUUUUGCGGUAUGUAGUGAGGCGCGGGGCGGGCCAAUCCGGAUUGGCGUUUUUUAUUUUGUCAUAAGUGUACGAUGUGCAAAACGAUCCCCACUCUUCCGCCGAACGGUCAAGACCCGUGCCGAUAACUAUAUGAGUCUACGAGAACUGGCAGACCGUAGGUAUACAUAUUUUUUUUCAGGUCUUUUAUAGGAACCUGACAGAGCAUAGUUUUUUUGAGAUGAGUUGUUUUUUUUACUUUUGUUAAGUUUUCAUAAUUAUUCUGUAACUUCCUCAAUUCCAGUGUUCAUGUUUUAUAUGUUAGAGGUUGAGUUUUUACCUUAUUAGUCACUAAAGGAUUAUUUUUAAACGACCAGGCAAAUUUUAGCAAUACGAGCUUAAGAGCGAAUAAAAAAUUACAUCCGUGUAACGCCGUGACAGGAGUUCAAUUAUUGAACUCCUCCAAAACAUCUAGAUUGAUUCUUAUGAAAUAUUUCAGUGCAUAUUGGGUAGGUCUGAGAAUAGGACAACCUCGAUUUUCAUAGCCCUAUAAAAUUAAUUUAAAAAUGUUCUAAAUAGCCUAAUAGACACACUAACAGGACGAUGGUCCCUAAACCUACCUAGUUCCGUAUUCAUUCUAGCCUUUUUAAGAGGGGUAAAAACUGUCUGGUCGUUAAAAGUAACCCUGAAUUAGGAUAAGUUACCGCUAGCUUGUCUUAGCUCAGCAGCAUAAGUUUUAAAACUGUUAAUUGCAAUUAAUGCUUAAUUUACUCCCAAUACGCUUUUGCUGUACGUAUAAGUAUAAUUUAUACAUUGUUUAGUACUUUACAUCUGUUAGAGGGAACGGACUUAGUAUGUGAUUACCAUUUUGACUAAUAUAAAUGUCUCGUUACGAGUACUGCAUGUAUUGUCAUAUCCUCUUACUAGUGUUGUAGUUUUAUGUACAUAAUAAGCAUAAGCCAAUAAAAUAAUGUUGUAUUGAUAUUCUUUUUAUUUAUUCCAUCAUUGGGAUUUCAAAAUAAUUUGCCUACUGAAUUGUUUUUAAAACGUUUUUUUAUCUCUUGUUAAGAUUUAAAGUGAUAUCUAUGAAAAUAUAUAGCCCUCGGCAUUCUACCUUG
Messenger RNA from Trichoplusia ni (cabbage looper), 6906 nucleotides. It is a transcript of the gene Setx, whose product is annotated as helicase sen1. Gene Ontology annotation, biological process: termination of RNA polymerase II transcription. The transcript is spliced from 16 exons. The record is from RefSeq and is a predicted model, not a curated record. Gene Ontology annotation, molecular function: transcription termination site sequence-specific DNA binding; protein binding; helicase activity. Bases 1205 to 5443 code for a protein of 1412 amino acids. NCBI's taxonomy places the organism in Eukaryota, Metazoa, Arthropoda, Insecta, Lepidoptera, Noctuidae. Gene Ontology annotation, cellular component: nuclear body.